GCAGGAAGUUUUAGAGCAAACAACAUGGUGGCGGCUUCAACUCUGUGGAUGCUGCUGAUGUGUACGGUCCUCUCUGGCCGAGGCCUGAAAGCUCAGGGCUGUGGAGUGGCACCUCUAAACACGAAGAUCGUGGGCGGUGGUGGCGCGACUGCCGGGUCGUGGCCUUGGCAGGUCAGCAUCCACCGGAGGUCGAGCCACGUGUGUGGAGGGACGCUCAUCAACAGCCAGUGGGUUCUCACAGCGGCCCACUGCAUCUUGACGAACACACUGAGUGAGUGGACCCUCUACUUCGGGAGACAGACCCAGGCUGGGCCCAAUGAUAACGAGGUUUCACGCCAGGUGAGCCAGAUCAUCGUCCAUCCAAACUACAACAACACGCUCUUCAACAACGACCUCGCCUUGAUGAAACUCAGCAGCUCGGUCACUUUCAACAACUUCAUCCAACCCAUCUGCCUCGCCAGCAACCUCAGCCAGUUCUUCAAUGCCACUUCAUGCUGGAUCACCGGCUGGGGAAGACUAUUGAGCAAUGUGUCCUUGCCAGCGACCUCUAAUCUACAGGAAGUUGAGAUUCCUGUCAUUGGAAACAAUCAGUGCGCCUGUAGUUACAGAAAUACAGACGCAACCAUCACGAACAAAAUGAUGUGCGCCGGGCAAGAGAACAAAGGAGCAUGUCAGGGAGACUCCGGUGGACCUCUGCAAUGCAAGCAGGACUCCAGGUGGAUCCAGGCCGGAAUCACAAGCUUUGGGAUCCCCUGUGCCACUGCAGGUUUUCCUGAGGUCUACGCUCGAGUGUCUCAGUUUCAGGCGUGGAUCACAGAGCAGAUCGCUGGGACCACAGCGGACUUCGUGACGUUCAGCUCUAACGGCACUGACGCAGACGCCAGCUUUACGUGUCGCAACUCAGGCGAUCUUUCCACUCAGUUCUCUUUUGUCCUCCUUCUGACCGUGAUGCUGCAGUUAUUCAUUACUCAAUGAAAUUCUUUGAGUAAGUUGGAAUUUUCAAAGUUAUUUAUUCAUGCUAAAUGCAGAAAAAUGUCUUUUUUAAAUUCAGAAGUUUAAUGAAAUUUGGAAAGCCUGAGAGAUAAAUGUAUUUUAAACAGCCGGUGCAGUGCAAGUGAUUGAGCACUAAUGCAGGAAGACUGAAUGCUGCACGUCAGUGAUGAAGCAAUCUGCUGGGUUUCCUUACAGUUGAUCAGACUAAUCUGACUUGAACAUGAUGCACUGGUUGGUAACUGGGAACAGUCACAAUGACGGCAUAAUUGGACUGACGUGACUAUUUUUGUACAAUUAAGUUGUGAACCGAAGUUAUUUGAAUCUUAAUAAAACAAUCUAGAAAAAAUU
This is a messenger RNA of Poeciliopsis prolifica (blackstripe livebearer), 1341 nucleotides long. RefSeq lists its product as uncharacterized. Lineage: Eukaryota; Metazoa; Chordata; Actinopteri; Cyprinodontiformes; Poeciliidae. The record is from RefSeq and is a predicted model, not a curated record. Gene Ontology annotation, molecular function: serine-type endopeptidase activity. The transcript has 6 exons. Bases 25 to 975 code for a protein of 316 amino acids. Gene Ontology annotation, biological process: proteolysis.